Molecule: messenger RNA, 424 nt
Organism: Rhagoletis zephyria (snowberry fruit fly)
Lineage: Eukaryota; Metazoa; Arthropoda; Insecta; Diptera; Tephritidae
Source: RefSeq, a predicted model, not a curated record
AUGUCAAAAUGUUUUCACAUGAAAAAAAACCUGUUUAUACGUGAAAAAGAGUUUUUAAUAAACUAUUUGGAAGACAAUGUAGACAUUGCAAACGAUAAAUUUGUGGCGGCAGAUGGUGCCAAAUUUCGUGAAGAAAAGUGGAAAGAACUGGCGGUGAGCCUUAAUGGUCUUGGUGGCACUCAAGAGGAUGGUGCAAAAUGGAAGAAAAAAUAUAGUGCGAUAAGGCAGGCAGAGCAGAGCAGCGGUAUAAAUGGUUUGAGCCGGGCCAAAGCAUUGUUACCGCUGGAAUUUCUUGCAUUUUCCAGUUCUGCAUGAAAUUAAAAAAAUGAAUUCUUGUGGUUUUUGCUGCCGAAUGACCAUAUUUUUAUAGAAAAAUAAGAAAAAUUUGGCAUGGAAAGUAUAAAUAAAUAAAAACGUCGAAACG